AUGAGCUUAGGAGACCGCGCCUCCUUUUGCCCCGCCCCCCGACUUCCGGCGCCCUUCCGCUUUUCCCGGAAGUCAUCCGGAACCGCUCUAUCCGCCUCACUCGAUGGUGUCACGGCCGCUUUCCUGGUAGUCAGGGCGGCUUUGGUUUCCCAGCCCGCGCGCCGGUUUAUUCUGGGAAUCUGUUUGGAGGUUAUGGAUGAUGAGCCCAAGCCUGCAACCCAACUUCACAAUUCAGAACCCCUCUUCUCCUUUGGAGUCAUAGCAGAUAUCCAGUAUGCCGACCUAGAAGACGGCUAUAAUUUCCAAAGAAGCAGACGGAGAUACUACAGACAUAGCCUUCUCCACUUGCAGGGCGCUAUCGAAGAGUGGAACAGAGAAAGCACCUCACCUUGCUGCGUGCUUCAGCUUGGAGAUCUCGUCGACGGCUAUAACGCACAGCACAACACAUCGGAAACGUCCCUGGGACACGUACUGAGCACAUUCCAGAUGCUUCAGGCUCCCGUGCAUCAUGUGUGGGGGAAUCACGAGUUCUACAAUUUCAGCAGAGACUACCUAGGAAACUCAAAACUGAACACAAAGUUCCUCCAGGACCAGAUCGCACACCAUCCGGAGACGACGCCGUCAGACAAUUAUUAUGCUUACCAUUUCGUACCGUUCCCCAAGUUCCGGUUCAUUCUACUUGAUGGUUAUGACUUGAGUGUCCUGGGCGUAGAACAGUCUUCUCUGAAAUACCAGCAGAGUCUGAAGAUGCUGAAGGAGCAUAAUCCAAAUACAGAAUUGAAUAGUCCAAAAGGACUUUCCAAGCCCCACUUUGUCAAAUUUAAUGGUGGAUUCAGCCAAGAGCAGCUGAACUGGUUGAAUGAAGUUCUUACAUUCUCUGACAAAAACCAAGAAAAGGUGGUGAUUGCCAGCCACAUUCCUGUUUACCCAGAGGCCUCUGACACUGUGUGCCUGGCCUGGAACUAUGAAGAUGCCCUGGCCGUCAUUUGGUCUCACAAGUGUGUCGUAUGUUUCAUCUCGGGUCACACUCAUGACGGUGGCUACUCCGAGGAUCCUUGUGGUGUGCACCACGUCAACAUAGAAGGAGUGAUUGAAACAGCCCCGGACAGUCAGGCGUUUGGCACAGUUUAUGUGUACCCUGAGAAAAUGAUAUUAAAAGGGCGGGGCAGAGUUCCAAGCAGAAUUAUGAACUACAUGAAGGACAUUGCUUUUCAUCCUUAGUCCGAUCUAUUGUUUUUACCUUCAUAAGAAAGGGAACAGUUUGCUUUUAGGUUGUGUCCCCUCCUCCCACCAAAUCCUCCCCCCAAAUCAUUGUUUAGUACAUAAUCAGAUGUACUUCUGACCAUAGCCUAGAUCCUCUCAUGUUGAAAAGUGACGUUUUUUGAGUAAUAUUUCCAGUGCUGGAAAUGAGUAACAAAAUAAAUAGACGUGUCACAAAUAAACCAGAUAACAGACUAAGUCUGAGUCCUGAGGUAAGGUGGGGCCUGGGGGCAAAUACAGCCCACAAGAUGGACUUUGUUUUGCUUUACCUACACUUAAACAAAACAAAACAAAACUUUUCACAGGAGGAAUAUAUCGUAACACAUGAGUUCAACCAGGUGCGCCACCACCCGGCUCCUCACAGGAGGAAUAAGUUCACAAGUUAACCAUGUAACUGAAAUUCAUAAUAAGAAAAAUAAAAUUAGCUUAGGUAAAAUUUUUCUGUUUAUCUACUAUA
Molecule: messenger RNA, 1717 nt
Organism: Erinaceus europaeus (western European hedgehog)
Lineage: Eukaryota; Metazoa; Chordata; Mammalia; Eulipotyphla; Erinaceidae
Gene: ADPRM
Product: ADP-ribose/CDP-alcohol diphosphatase, manganese dependent
Exons: 4
Coding region: 1-1221 (406 amino acids)
Molecular function (GO): 2',3'-cyclic-nucleotide 2'-phosphodiesterase activity; CDP-glycerol diphosphatase activity; ADP-ribose diphosphatase activity
Source: RefSeq, a predicted model, not a curated record